Molecule: messenger RNA, 572 nt
Organism: Suillus discolor
Lineage: Eukaryota; Fungi; Basidiomycota; Agaricomycetes; Boletales; Suillaceae
Exons: 3
Coding region: 1-387 (128 amino acids)
Biological process (GO): branched-chain amino acid biosynthetic process
Cellular component (GO): acetolactate synthase complex; mitochondrial nucleoid
Molecular function (GO): acetolactate synthase regulator activity
Source: RefSeq, a predicted model, not a curated record
AUGACUCCUCGUAGAGUCAAAGUGUCUAUCCUUGGUCCCGAGCGGGGUCCCACGGGGUCACCUCAUCGGGAGACCGAACUUGAAAAAGAAACCACGCUCGCUCACAAUUUCGAGCGUGGUGCCCACCCUAACUCUCACACAGAGCCGUAUAAUCCACCCCCAUUGACGCCAUCCGAGGCCCUCCGCCUUAAACAUCAGCACCUCCAAUCCAUCUCCGUCUUAUCCGACCAAUUUGGAGCAAAGAUCGUCGAUGUGAGCGAGAACAGCGUCAUUGUCGAGCUCACUGCAAAAACGAACCGCAUCGUUGCGUUCUUGAAUUUGGUCAAACCAUUCGGAAUCUUGAAAUCAGCUCAGACUGGUUUUAUGACACCCAUCAUGCAUUCCUAGGAUGAUUCUGAUGAUGCAGCGGACGAGAUUGGUGUUGUAGAUGCUAGUUUGCUUCCCCUUGGUUAGGUGGUCAGUUGAAGCGGCUGUCGUGUGAUAUGUAUUGAUUAAUAUAUAUCAUGCUAACGAUUCUAUAUAGCGAGGAAUCUAGAGGAUUCAUAUCAGUUGUGAUCUUGUGAUUCCCUGAU